Ixodes scapularis (black-legged tick) is the source of this 680-nucleotide messenger RNA. RefSeq names its product A disintegrin and metalloproteinase with thrombospondin motifs 18-like. Gene Ontology annotation, biological process: proteolysis. Bases 256 to 633 code for a protein of 125 amino acids. NCBI's taxonomy places the organism in Eukaryota, Metazoa, Arthropoda, Arachnida, Ixodida, Ixodidae. The record is from RefSeq and is a predicted model, not a curated record. The transcript is spliced from 6 exons. Gene Ontology annotation, molecular function: metalloendopeptidase activity.
CCGGAUGUCUGUGGAUCCAGCGUUCUUGUUCGUUCGUCGUGGCAUGACUUUUACAGCGGGAGUAUGCACUACAUAUAAGGUGGCCAUUCUAGAAGAUGCUGGCUUGACCUUUCUGGGAGCAACUAUACUUUCUCAUUAUAUCGGGCACCUUUUUUAAAGCGCAGGCUUGGUUGCCCGGACGACGGCAAGGGUGCGCCAUCAAACCUGCCAGGUUCACCAGGCUCAAGCGCAUGUUCAUUCGACGAUGGAUAUAUAAUGGGUCGCAUUUUGAAGAACCUCAGUGACACGCGAAAGUAUAAAUUCUCCAACUGCUGCGUAUCUAUAAUCAAGUUUGCCCUUGGAAUGGACUAUUUUAAAUGUUUGCAUACGGUCACGAACACCAAGUUCAUAUCAACAAACAAAUUGCCUGGUGAUGCUAUUUCUAAAAACGAAACAUGCAGAAAUGUAUUGAAAGAACUUAAAAAGGAGAAUGGAUUUCAUGAAGAUAUGGACGACCGCCUCGCACAAUGCAUUCUAAGAUGUAGGACGCCUAUUGUGAAUGGGAGAUCUUCGUUAAAAGAAACACCAGCCCCGGAUGGCACCAGGUGCGGAACGUCAAAGAUCUGCAAACAUGGAAUAUGUGUUGCGCCAUGAGAAGGUGUGAAGAGGAUGCCAUCAAAAUAAAUCACUUACAGUUAAAA